Messenger RNA from Lytechinus variegatus (green sea urchin), 3048 nucleotides. RefSeq names its product high mobility group protein 1 homolog. The transcript has 5 exons. The record is from RefSeq and is a predicted model, not a curated record. Gene Ontology annotation, molecular function: DNA binding, bending. Gene Ontology annotation, biological process: regulation of transcription by RNA polymerase II. NCBI's taxonomy places the organism in Eukaryota, Metazoa, Echinodermata, Echinoidea, Temnopleuroida, Toxopneustidae. Bases 245 to 856 code for a protein of 203 amino acids.
AGCAGACAGCAUAAAUUACCUGCUAUCCCCUGCUGCUUUAUAAUGCAUUAUGAUUGGUCAAACAUUGGCUCAUUCUACUCAAUGACCAAUCAGCAUACAUCUAUCUUCGCCACUAUCCUUGCCAUUUGGCGUGGGUAUAUUGUUGCGCGUCUUCAUAUAGCCGAACUACAUACAAACUCUACGUAGCUGCAUUCCUUGGCGUGAUUCCGUAAGAUUUUCGUAAGUUAAGAGCAUAGAGACAAUCAUGGGUAAGAAGGAUCGAGACAGUAAGAAACCUCGUGGACGCAUGUCUGCCUAUGCUUACUUUGUUCAAGAUUCAAGAGCAGAACACACCAAGAAUCAUCCAAACAGUCCUGUCAAGUUUGCAGAAUUCUCAAAGGAAUGUUCGGCAAGAUGGAAGAGCCUGGGUGAGAAUGGAAAGAGUGUUUUCCAUGAGAAGUCAAUGCGUGAUAAGAUUCGAUAUGAUCGUGAGAUGCAGUCCUAUAAACCUGCUAAGGGUGAGAAGGGUAACAAGAGAUCACGCAAAAGGAAGGACCCAGACGCGCCAAAGAGAAAUUUGUCAGCGUUCUUCCUCUUCAGCGGAGAGCACAGAGCAGCUAUUAAGAGUGUUCAUCCUAACUGGUCUGUAGGUGAUAUUGCUAAGGAACUUGCUGUCAGGUGGAGGACUAUGGGAGCUAAUGAAAAGGUCAAAUAUGAGAAUGGUGCUGCCAAGGACAAAGAGAGAUACAUCAAGGCGAUGGCCGAGUACAAGGCAAAGGCAAAGACAAUGAAGCGUCAAGCCAGAGAAUCUUCUAGUUCCAGCUCAUCUGAUUCCAGCUCUGAUGAUUCUAGUUCAGAUGAUAGUGAUGAAGAGUAAACCAUCAUACUAGUGAAACCACUCACUGUAAUUGAGUGUUACUCAUCAACAGGUGGCUAGCAUUGUUAAUCCACCAUCAUAUUUCAUUUGUGCAUAUGUUUUCCUAACUUGUCGCUUUAGAUCUCUUUUCUUCCUUGUCAAGGAGUCAAAUUCUCUUUUAAAUUGAUCAGGAAUGAUGUUGUACUGGAGGGCGUGCAUAGUUUUAGCCACUUAGUCCUGUACACCAGAUAGUUUGGAGGCUUGGUAUGCUUAAAUUGUAAAUGCUUUCUUUAAAUUAAUCUUGCCAUGAAUAGUCAUGUAUCCAUGGUAUUUUUAACAAUGAAGGCUGAUUGUAUUGUAUAUAUGCCAAAUUUUUGUAAUCGGCGAGGAAAACAUAUAGCACAACAAAUUAAACCCAGCUAAUCUGUUUGAAUUUUUAUAUUCCAAGGUUUUUUUCUCUCUCAUAAUCUCAUUAAAAUUUUGUUUAAAACAAAACAGAUUUAGUUGGAAAUGGGAAAUAUUCAACAAAAUUCAAAGAAGAUGAGAUUGUUUGCCUUUUCUGUCACUUGAGCUGAAACUGAAAUUUGGAAUUAAAUCAUAUCAUUGGCAACUCAGUUAACAGGCAAUUCUUCUUCAGAGAGAAAUAUUGACCAAGAUCGUGAUAAGAAACCUUGUUUUUGCUGGUUUUUUAUUUGGAAUGACCAUUGUGUUGUAAUGAAGCAACUCUUAGCAGUAUUAAGUAUAACAUGUUGGGUGAGACACACUUUAUUUGUAGACAUUGCUUUUUAUCAUUUGAUGUAAGAAAAAGAAACCAAAGGCUUCUCCCCUAAUCCACCAGUUUUGUGGUAUAUCACCCUGCUUUGGUAUUUACUGAUAUUCAUGUAAACUUGUUAUGUAUUUAAAAUGUGUGAUUGUUUUUAAUGCCUGUAUGUAUAAGCUUGUAAUUUGGCAAGGAUAAACAAAGUGAAAAUAAAGGUCAAGAUUCUACAUGAUUAUUGUAACUUUUGAAUACUUCUAGAUUGAGAGUCCAUGGAAAGUAUGCACUAAUUUUUUUUCAUGAAAUUAGGAUAAAGUAGUAUUAGUGUCUUUUAAAGAAAUGAAUGUCUCAAUCAAGUGAAUCUGUUAUUAUGACCAGUCAUGUAGAAUAUUGACGUUAUGUGUGAGUGAGAAAUAAGAUUGGUCUGCAAAUCAGACGUGGUCUUGUGUAGUACAUUUUCUUUCUGAUAUUUGAUUUGGCAGUGUUUCUAUGCAAAUAGGGGAUUUCCAAAUCAAGUAAACUCAUUCUAAAUGCAUUAUUUUAAAGUCAUCAUUUUGAUCUUAUAUAAUGGGGGAAUGGUUUUUAGACAUGAAAAUGGACGAGACGGCCCUAGUUUUUAAAGGUUUUUCAAUAGAACUUUCAUUUUGUAUUCAGUUAGAGACUUGAUAGAGUUAUGAUUAUUUCUCAAUUCUCACUCACUAUAUUGUAAUUUACUAUUUUCAGCCUUUUAACUUAUAAAACAUUUCUUAAUCAUUAUUAUUUGAGAUCUGUAUGUCUUCUGUACGAUAGCAUGUAAUAUUUGUUUGAGAUUAAUGGUUUAAGAGCUUUAUUUUUUCACAGGGGAAAGGACAGGAAUGCAACAGGGAUGUAUUAUGUGUUGGGUUUUGUUUGUUAUGUACCAUAUGCAGCAUAAGGACAAGCAGCAUGAAGAAUAAUGUCAACUAAAAGCAUUUUCAUAACAUUUUACAUCUGUUUUUAAAAAGACAAGUGUGGCUUUUUUUUUUGGUCAUUUAUCCAAUAGAUAUCAAUAUGUAUCACCAAAUAUACAUGUAUCCUGUUAAUGAAAAAUGAAGUAAAUGGUGGUUUGUAUAGACUAUGAUACAAGUUGAGAUAAAAAUCACAAUCUUAACAAUUCACUACUGGUCUAACUUUGACUAAAAUCUUUCUGUAAAAAACUUUUUGUGUUACCGUAUGUGUAUAGUUGUGUAAAGGAGGCCUGUUGGCCCAUUCUUUUAAAUUUCUUUCUGCUCUUCUCUUUAGGCUUGUUUACAUUUUAGGGCAUGGAAGAAAUACCAUUUUUCAGUUUUAUUUACUUUUUUUUUUGGGGGGGGUGGGGGUUAGUGAUUUACGAACUGUCCUGUGUAAAUACUGAUAAAGGCAUUCAAAUGUUAGCUGUUUGUUAUUUGCAUACAAAGUCUAUAGUAUGGUUUGAAAAUAAAAACAAAAUGUCAUUUAA